Mucor mucedo is the source of this 581-nucleotide messenger RNA. RefSeq lists its product as uncharacterized. The record is from RefSeq and is a predicted model, not a curated record. The transcript is spliced from 2 exons. Gene Ontology annotation, molecular function: RNA binding. NCBI's taxonomy places the organism in Eukaryota, Fungi, Mucoromycota, Mucoromycetes, Mucorales, Mucoraceae. The coding region runs from base 129 to 506 and encodes 125 amino acids.
UCCUCCCGGACGUCAUCUUUUAUAAUGUUUUAAGAAACAGUCACGUUUUAUGCCCUUUUUUUUUCCCUCUCUUUUUUUUUUUUAAUAGUGUGAGGCCCCCCCUUUAAUUUCUACUUUUUUUUUUAAACAUGUCAACCACCUUAAAGACAGUUGCUACAGAGACAGUCAAGAAGAGUUUCACACCCAGCAGAACUUUCUUUCGACUUUCAGAAACAAUUCCCAGUAUUCAACAUGCUCGUGCUGUGUUCAAGACCUUGGGUAGUUAUGGUGAAAUGGUUGAAUAUAAAGUCAUGAGAUGCCCAGAGACACUGAAAUACUUGCGUUAUGGAUUUGUGGUGUACAAGAAUAAAGACGAUGCCAACAAAGCCGUUGCCGAUCAGUUUGUCAAGGUUCAAUCCGAGUUAUUUGAUAAACCUGUCGAUAUCAAGAUUGAGAAAGCUGUCAGCAGCAGCACUUUUAAGAAUACUAGAAAGAAUGAUAAUUACAACAAGAAACAACGUCAAUAAAUAAAAAGGAAAAAAAAAAUCCCACUCAAAAAAAAAAAAAAAAAAAAAUGUCUGUGUGUGUGUGUGUGUGUGUGU